UGUUUUUACUUCCGCCCGGCCAGCAGGGAAGGAACAGGAAUUGCUGUGCUUCUCCCUGCCUAAAGAUGCUGGGAGCCGGUCGAGAGCCGCUGAGUGGGGAAGCAACAAGCAUGAAAUCAGAUUCCCAAGAGCAAGAUUUGAUACGUGAAGAGUUCACUUACAUUUAUGGAGCUCCUACCCAGAUUCUAAAGUGUGGCCCUUGGGAAGAUCUCUGGAAUGAUAAAAGUGCGCCCAGACUUCUAUUUCUAGUUAUCCCUGGUAAUCCUGGUUUGGCUGGCUUUUACCAGAUAUUCAUUGAAGCUUUGUAUUUUGGCCUGAAUCAGCAGUAUCCAGUGUGGGUUGUAAGCCAUGGUGGACACUGUAAAAUUCCUUAUGACGUCAAAAGAAAGGAAGAGAUGGUUUCGAAUGAAACAGAUGAUGUUUUUGGGCUUCACGGGCAAGUUGAACACAAACUGAACUUCCUCCGGAAAAAUGUGCCAAAAGAUGUCAAGCUUGUACUUAUUGGACAUUCAAUUGGCUGUUAUAUUGCUCUUAAAAUUAUGAAGCAUGCACCAGAACUGGAGAUUCUCCGCACCAUCCUGCUCUUCCCUACGAUAGAACGCAUGGCGCACUCCCCGCAAGGCAGAUUCUUGACUCCCCUGCUCUGCCAGCUCCGUUAUAUUCUGUACAUGCCUGCGUACUUGCUAAGUCUUUUACCAGAAAAAGCCAAAAGCUUCCUGGUGCGCUAUGCAUUGCACAGGCAGAAGUCGAAUAAUGACGUUUUAGUAACAACAUCGGUAGACAUGCUUAACAUGGAUUGUAUUGCAAACAUCAUGUACCUGGGAAGUCAAGAAAUGAGGAAGGUCAUAGACCGAGACAAUUCUACAAUAAAGCAGCAUUUAAAAAAGGUAGACCUUUAUUCUUUACAUUUUCCAUUUGUUCAAUUCCAAACUGGGGGUACAAAAG
Python bivittatus (Burmese python) is the source of this 945-nucleotide messenger RNA. Lineage: Eukaryota; Metazoa; Chordata; Lepidosauria; Squamata; Pythonidae. The record is from RefSeq and is a predicted model, not a curated record.